GGAGGCCGACUUGGUGCUACCAAGGUUGGGUGCGCGGUGAACGGAUGGCAGAGCGAACCGAACGGAUUCCUGAGGAGCGCGGGACAGCUGUUUGAAUGUUAUCUGUUGCCACCUAUUGAUGUCAAGAUGACUAAGCUGGGAUUUUUACGGUUGUCCUAUGAGAAGCAGGACACACUUCUGAAGCUUCUAAUUCUGUCAAUGGCUGCUGUGUUAUCAUUCUCCACUCGUCUCUUUGCUGUCCUGAGAUUUGAAAGUGUCAUCCAUGAAUUUGAUCCGUACUUUAAUUAUCGGACUACCCGGUUCUUGGCUGAGGAGGGAUUUUAUAAAUUCCAUAACUGGUUUGAUGACCGGGCCUGGUACCCAUUGGGACGAAUUAUUGGAGGAACAAUUUAUCCAGGCUUAAUGAUCACCUCUGCUGCAAUCUACCAUGUCCUCCAUUUUUUCCACAUCACCAUCGACAUUCGGAAUGUCUGUGUGUUCCUGGCCCCUCUCUUCUCUUCCUUCACCACCAUCGUCACGUACCACCUUACCAAAGAGCUCAAGGAUGCAGGAGCUGGUCUUCUUGCUGCUGCCAUGAUUGCUGUAGUUCCUGGAUAUAUCUCUCGAUCUGUGGCUGGCUCCUAUGAUAAUGAAGGGAUUGCCAUCUUUUGCAUGCUACUCACCUACUACAUGUGGAUCAAAGCAGUAAAGACUGGUUCCAUCUAUUGGGCAGCCAAGUGUGCCCUUGCUUAUUUCUACAUGGUCUCUUCAUGGGGAGGUUAUGUGUUCUUGAUCAACUUGAUCCCUCUUCAUGUGCUGGUGCUGAUGCUCACAGGACGUUUCUCCCACCGGAUCUAUGUGGCCUACUGUACUGUUUACUGCCUGGGCACAAUUCUUUCCAUGCAGAUCUCCUUUGUGGGUUUCCAGCCUGUGCUUUCAUCAGAACACAUGGCAGCCUUUGGAGUCUUUGGUCUAUGCCAGAUCCAUGCCUUUGUGGAUUAUCUGCGCAGCAAGUUGAAUCCACAGCAAUUUGAAGUUCUUUUCCGAAGUGUCAUCUCCCUGGUAGGCUUUGUCCUUCUCACCAUAGGAGCUCUCCUCAUGCUGACAGGAAAAAUAUCUCCCUGGACGGGGCGUUUCUACUCACUGCUGGAUCCUUCGUAUGCUAAGAACAACAUCCCCAUUAUUGCUUCUGUGUCUGAGCAUCAGCCUACGACCUGGUCCUCAUACUAUUUUGAUUUACAGCUUCUCGUCUUCAUGUUUCCAGUUGGUCUCUAUUACUGCUUUAGCAACCUGUCUGAUGCCCGGAUUUUCAUCAUCAUGUAUGGUGUGACCAGCAUGUACUUUUCAGCUGUUAUGGUGCGUCUGAUGCUAGUGUUGGCGCCUGUUAUGUGCAUUCUUUCUGGCAUUGGAGUCUCCCAGGUUCUGUCCACUUACAUGAAGAAUUUGGACAUAAGUCGACCAGAUAAGAAGAGCAAGAAACAACAGGAUUCUACCUACCCCAUUAAGAAUGAAGUGGCAAGUGGCAUGAUACUGGUCAUGGCUUUCUUUCUCAUCACCUACACCUUUCAUUCAACUUGGGUGACCAGUGAGGCCUAUUCUUCUCCCUCCAUUGUGCUGUCUGCUCGUGGUGGGGAUGGCAGUAGGAUCAUUUUUGAUGACUUCCGGGAAGCGUACUAUUGGCUUCGUCACAAUACUCCAGAGGAUGCGAAGGUCAUGUCAUGGUGGGAUUAUGGCUACCAGAUUACAGCUAUGGCGAAUCGGACAAUUUUAGUGGAUAACAACACAUGGAAUAAUACCCAUAUUUCUCGAGUAGGACAGGCAAUGGCAUCCACAGAAGAAAAAGCCUACGAGAUCAUGAGGGAGCUUGAUGUUAGCUAUGUGCUGGUCAUUUUUGGAGGCCUUACUGGGUAUUCCUCUGAUGACAUCAACAAAUUUCUGUGGAUGGUCCGGAUAGGAGGGAGCACAGAUACAGGCAAACAUAUCAAGGAGCAUGAUUAUUAUACUCCAACUGGGGAAUUCCGUGUGGACCGUGAGGGUUCUCCAGUGCUGCUCAACUGCCUUAUGUACAAGAUGUGUUACUACCGCUUCGGACAGGUCUACACAGAAGCCAAGCGUCCAUUAGGCUAUGAUCGUGUUCGGAAUGCUGAGAUUGGGAAUAAAGACUUUGAACUUGAUGUCCUGGAGGAAGCAUAUACCACAGAACAUUGGCUAGUCAGGAUAUACAAGGUGAAGGACCUGGAUAAUCGAGGCUUGUCAAGGACAUAAAUGUUACAUCCAGCUCUGAUCUGCUUCGCACUGAGCGCAUCACAUUUAGGGCGCUGAAGACAUUUUUAAAAUAUGUAGUUUAUAAGAACAGAAUGUGAUGGGAUUAGAAUUAUCUGGAUGUUUUGCCCUGGGCAGUAUAGGCUGGGCCAAAUGGAAUGAUCUUUAUAAUUCUGAGCAGGUUACCAAAUGAAAUGUCAUGGCUUUACUUUGGUCAAUUAAAGGGGGGAAUUUUUUUUUUAA
Molecule: messenger RNA, 2484 nt
Organism: Phacochoerus africanus (Common warthog)
Lineage: Eukaryota; Metazoa; Chordata; Mammalia; Artiodactyla; Suidae
Gene: STT3A
Product: STT3 oligosaccharyltransferase complex catalytic subunit A
Exons: 18
Coding region: 127-2244 (705 amino acids)
Biological process (GO): post-translational protein modification
Cellular component (GO): membrane
Molecular function (GO): dolichyl-diphosphooligosaccharide-protein glycotransferase activity
Source: RefSeq, a predicted model, not a curated record